Marchantia polymorpha subsp. ruderalis is the source of this 1530-nucleotide messenger RNA. Lineage: Eukaryota; Viridiplantae; Streptophyta; Marchantiopsida; Marchantiales; Marchantiaceae. The record is from the annotation of a GenBank genome assembly.
AGCCCGGCGGUCAUUCUUGCACAGCGUUGCGCCCGAGGCCCCGAUUUGCUUUGCUGCUCUUCUCUGCCCUGCUCUGGCUGCACUGCAUCGAAAGUGACCCGAUCUGUCGAGCAAGUGACACUGCGCUGAGAAGAAUCAGCUGUCCAAGAUGAGACUCGAUUUUAGCGGAUUGGAUCCCGUCACUUUGCACCGUCCCAAAGCCGAUGCCGGUUUCGAUUUGCCAUGCCAGCCAAUCGGCUCUGCUCCUUCGUUCGACUUGCCCGCCGUCGCCGAUUUGGAUGGGUUCGAGAAAGCAGCUGUGGACAUGGUGAAGCCUCUUCAUGGAACUACCACCUUGGCCUUCGUUUUUAAGGAAGGCGUUAUUGUUGCAGCUGAUUCACGAGCAAGCAUGGGAAAUUACAUUUCUUCUCAGAACGUUAAGAAAAUUUUGGAGAUAAACCCUUAUCUUCUAGGAACUAUGGCAGGAGGUGCUGCAGAUUGUCAAUUUUGGCAAAGAAAUCUUGGCACACGGUGCCGCCUACAUGAACUUGGAAACAAGCGAAGAAUUUCCGUGACGGGCGCAUCCAAAUUACUUGCUAAUACUUUAUACUCAUACCGAGGAAUGGGUCUAUCCAUGGGUACUAUGAUCGCUGGCUGGGAUGAGACUGGCCCAGGCCUUUACUAUGUGGACAGUGAAGGAGGUAGAGUCAAGGGAAGGCGGUUUUCCGUUGGAUCAGGAUCAACGUACGCUUAUGGUGUUUUGGAUACAGGAUUUCACUGGGAUAUGACCAUUGAUGAAGCAGUGGAGCUUGCUCGACGCUCUAUUUACCAUGCGACGUUUCGUGAUGGAGCUAGUGGUGGUGUAGCGAGUGUGUACUAUGUUGGACCAAAUGGUUGGAAGAAGAUGUCCGGUGACGACGUAGGGGAGCUUCAUUAUAAGUACUACCCCGUGUCCGACUCGCCUGCAGAGAAAGAAAUUGUAAUGAAAGAGGCAUCAAGCGCUUCAUGAUUGUAAAGUUGCAACAGUUUGAUGGUUCGCAUGCGUUACAAAUGCUCGCCUUCAGCAACAAUCUCUUAUGGCUUUCGUUUACGGGACCCAAGGACCAACUCUCACCCAGUGGUUUCAAUCGAGCAAGGACAAUCUGCCCUUUUGAAUAUUUGUCAUGCAGUUGUCCUCGUCGACAAAUUGAUUAGCAGUGUACCUCCUUUGCGGUGCUGUUGAUUGUCUUCUUAAGAGAACAAUUAGAGAUGUUCGUAUGUUCUAAUCUGAAGAGAAAGUUUCAAUCACAGGAUGUUAUUAUAGCCAAGGAAUUGUCAUAUUACUUCCUUGCUUCAACUUUGAUACUGAGUAGUCUUUGUCUGCUCCAAGGGAAUGUUAGCCAGAACUUCAAUAAUGUGUUUGGCUUCUUUGGUCCUCAUUACCAACGGUUUCGUGGCAAGUGUACAUUAGAACUUCUGUCAUUGACUAACGUUGGCGACAAAUUGUGACCUAUCAUGUAUCACUGGUGCAAAUGUCCUUACUAUUCCGAGGAAUUGGUGCAAAUAUUUUCA